AUGUCUGCAUCCGCCAACGCCUACCGGAAGGCGGCGAGGCAGAUGGCCCAAAAAGCGGCCAAUAACCGGACCGCACGCGCCGCCCUUGCUCAAGGGAACAACACUCAGAUGAUGGACAAGGGAAUAGUCGGUUCUUUCAUGCUUCCUGGUACGACGCGCCCGCUUUUCUCGACUGGCUCCGGGGGCGGCCUUCCACAGUGUGGAAAACGUGAUACUGCCCCAAAAGCCCGAACACUGAUAGCGCCUCCUGUUUUUCGAUCGAUUUUCCAAAGUCCCACCGAGGGCGCGAAGCUGCAAUUGGAUCGCGUCAAGACCAAGUCGAUGGACGCCUUCCGCAUGGUGGCCUCGUACAUCGCCUCCAAACCGUCUGUGCUCGCCAGCGGGCGCCUCCAGAUCCAGCGUGGCCAGAUCGUGCCGACUGCCAAGGAGCUGCACCGCUCGCUCUCCAAGGCCUUUGCAGCCGGCGACCUGGAUACUCUGAGGAGGGUGUGUCUGCCGAGCCUGUAUCAAAUGCUAUCUGCCAAAGUCUUGCAGCGGCCCACGGGCAUCCGUAGACAGUGGGAGCUUGUCAGCUAUACCAGCACUUUGAUGUACCCGCGGAUCGUCGACCACAAGCUCAUGGAAAUACCGCGAAGGGACGGUACCAGGACGACAGCUCACCAGGCCGUCGUAACCAUCCGCAGCCGGCAAAGGCUCGCCCAUUUUAAUGACAAGACCGGCGUGAGCACCGGCCCGCCCAAGGAGCUCGACGUGACCGAGCACCUGAUCAUGAUGCGCGAACUCGACUCGAAUGCCUCAACCCCUAGCGACUGGAAAGUGUUUGGCUACGCCGACGAAACCACGUAUCAGAGCUGGCAGGAAGAAAAGCGCGGUCUGGAGUUGUUGGCGAAACAAGGCGGUGCCCAAUGA
Messenger RNA from Pyricularia pennisetigena, 909 nucleotides. RefSeq lists its product as uncharacterized. The record is from RefSeq and is a predicted model, not a curated record. Gene Ontology annotation, biological process: protein insertion into mitochondrial inner membrane from matrix. The transcript is spliced from 2 exons. NCBI's taxonomy places the organism in Eukaryota, Fungi, Ascomycota, Sordariomycetes, Magnaporthales, Pyriculariaceae. Bases 1 to 909 code for a protein of 302 amino acids. Gene Ontology annotation, cellular component: mitochondrion; mitochondrial inner membrane.